Stylophora pistillata is the source of this 1002-nucleotide messenger RNA. Its product is annotated as homologous-pairing protein 2 homolog. Gene Ontology annotation, cellular component: condensed nuclear chromosome; DNA recombinase auxiliary factor complex. Gene Ontology annotation, molecular function: double-stranded DNA binding; recombinase activator activity. Gene Ontology annotation, biological process: meiotic strand invasion involved in reciprocal meiotic recombination; homologous chromosome pairing at meiosis; meiotic joint molecule formation. NCBI's taxonomy places the organism in Eukaryota, Metazoa, Cnidaria, Anthozoa, Scleractinia, Pocilloporidae. The record is from RefSeq and is a predicted model, not a curated record.
UGGCGCGAGGUACAAAUGUGGCGCGGAAAUUCACGAAUUGAAGUUUUCGGAAAAUGAGUAAGAAAUCUGAAGAGGAAGCGUCUCAAGCGGUGCUGGCGUAUCUCACCAAACAGAAUAGACCAUAUAGCGCAGUUGAUAUUUUCUCGAAUCUGCACAAAGAGUAUGGAAAAACGGCAGUGCAGAAAAGUCUAGAAAAACUUGCCUGUGAAGGCAUUAUCACUGAAAAGAUCAAUGGGAAGCAGAAGGCAUAUGCACCUAAACAGGACCAGUUUGGAGACUACGAUGAGAAUGAGAUCAAGAAAAUUGACACACAAAUCAGUACCUGCACAGAAAAGUUGAAGAAGUUACAGGAGACUUUAAAAACUCAAGAGUCAGAACUGCGCAAUGUGAACAGCACACUUACAACUAAAGAUGCAAAGGCCAGACUAUCGGAGCUGACCCAAAAGUGUGACAAAUACCAGGAGAGACUCAAGAAUAUUAAGUCUGCAACAAAGCAUGUUACUCCAGAGGAAAAAGAUAAGAUCUAUAAGGAACACAAGCAAUGUGUCCAGAUGUGGAAAAAGAGGAAACGAUUGGCAACUGACAUUUUAAAUGGAAUUUUGGAAGGCUAUCCCAAAUCCAAGAAACAGCUUAUUGAGGACAUUGGUAUUGAAACAGAUGAAGAAUAUGGUGCAGUAAUCCCAGGCUGUUGAGGCAUUUUCUGUUCUUAUUAAUAUACUUUAUAUUCAGAUGGCAGUCUGUGUCAAAGUGAUGAAUAUAUUUAGCCAGUGUGUAUUUUCUUCUGAUGCUUUUCCUCACAUAGUCGCUGAUUAUAUAAAUCAUUUUGGGCAGGAUAUUAUCAAAUGGAAUCUAGCAUCAUCAAGGAUAUGGUGCAGCAGUAACAGUUUAUUUUAAAAAAGAAAACAAAAAGAACAGAAAUCUUGACACAAUGCUCCUUUAUAAAUACCUUUUAAUUAUCAAUAGGUCAUUGUGAUCAUUGUUAAUAAAGUGUUGAUAACUACA